AUGGAGCAAAAUUAAUUCUUCGCAUUAAAGAUUCCUUUUAUUGAGUAAAGUCAAGAUUAGUCGACAAAAAAAGGAGAUAAGAAGGGAAAGGAAGGAAAUGCCAUUUUAACAAUUAUUGGAGUAAUUGAUGCAUCAGGCUCGAUGAGUGGAUGUUGGGAAUGGCUAUCUGAUUUUUGGAAUCAAAGCAUACCCAAAGAGAACUUAAUCACCAUAACCUUUGAUACAAGAUAGAAGAUUUCAGCAGAAGGAGUGUUAUCAAAAAGAAUCAAGGAUCAUGGAGGUGGUGGAACAGAGAUUGUUCCUGCCUUUUAGACUAUGGAGACUGAAUUGUAGAAGGUUCCCAUCUAAAAUAACAUUACUGUAAUAUUUAUAAGUGAUGGACAAGACAAUAAUGUAAGAACGAUCGAUGAAAGAAUGAAGAAAUUAGGUGGUAACACAUAAAAUCGAAAUAUUAAUUUUAUUUGUUUGGGAGUUGAAUCAGGAUUCCCAACCAACAUUUCAAUGAAUUUAAGAUAACUGUACCAUAGAGGUGAUCCAUAGAUUCCUGCAAUCUAUUUGAUUGAGCAUGCUUCACCAUAAGCAUUUUUCAACAAAUUUGAGACCAUGAAGAAAUACUUUUAUCCUUCUUAACAAUUGAAAUUGGACAGAAUGAUUAAUCUUUUCCCCUAUGAUGAAGAUGUGACUGACGAGGUUUAUGAAGGAUAAUGGAUCAUAACAAAGAAGAACUAACUCUAAAUUCUUUAAGAAGACAAAGAUCCCAUUGUAUUACAACCAAUUGCAGAAUCUGAUUUGUUGGUGGAUGAUGUAGUGGAUCUAUUCCGUUCUUGGGUGUAAAAUCUAUAAAUCAGAGCAAUGAGUGGUGCCUAAGGAAUCAAGGACAAAGCUGCUGAUGCCUUGGCAAUUAUGGAAAGAAUAGCCAAUAGAUUAAGUGAUCAAUUCAAUAUGAAUGUCUUGAAUUUCAAUUAAGCAGAAAUUGUUGAUCCUACAUAGCCAUUUAAUGUCAGAGCUUAAAGAAACUAUGUCUAUAAAUAUGGAAAUAAAUUGUUGUUCUUCAUUGAUGAAGCCAGAUAAUUAGCAAAAGGAGUUGAUAUCAAAUAGUUGGGAGAUUUUGAAGCAGCUAAAAAACUAAAUAUUGGUACAAUCACUGGAAAGCAUUAAUAAAAGGCUUUGGCUUUAAAGGGUAUUACUGUUGAAGAAUUUAGAAAAAUGAGAGAUGAAUUUUAAGAUAUUGUCAUCAACUGUGAUUUCAAGAAGGAAAAUGAAUAAGGACAGGAAAGAUCUGUUGUAAGUCUUGAAACUCAAAGGGAUAUUGUAUCAAACUCUAAACUCGUAGUUGAAGGAUUAAAGUAUAUCAAAUCUCAAUAUGAUUUUGCUGAAACAUUCCCUUUGGUUGGUCAUGGCUUAAAAGUUAAAAGAAAUGAUGGAUGCUUUGUCAAUCCUUGGUUGGUUCAAGUGGAGAAUUUUGCUUAACAAAACAAAGUCAUUGACUCUGCUUAUUUAAUCAAGAAUAACUUUAAAGUAGAACUUAAUACUGGAGGAGAAAAAAAAGAAGAAAUUAAUUGUAUCUUACCUUUGUUCCCUCAAUCAGAUUAAGACCUCCAACCUAUUUUAAGAUCUAGAAUCAUUAAGUUAUUACUCACAUUCAUGGUCUAGCAAAAUGUGGAUACAUUCUAUGAAGAAACCUAUUUAGCUCUUUUGGCCAAUGCUUUAAUCUUUGUGUACAAGUAACCCAGAUCCAAAUGGUAAGAGGAUACUAUCAAUUUGAUCUACUCAACUACUUCCAUUGUUUAUAAAGGAACAGAAAAGUUUGAAAACUAUUUAAAAAAGCUUUUGGAGAAUCCAACAUCCGCCUAUCUAGAAAAAGAGGAGUAAUAUGAAGAUUAUGUAGCUACUUCUAAGCCAUUUAUUUCCUUGUUCUAUUUGAUGAUGACCAAAAAUAUUGUUUAAGAUUUUGAAUCUGAAAUUGAAAAAUUAAUCUUAUAUCACUUCAUCAGAGAGCAAUAUAAACAUUAAUAAUAAUUAACUUAUUAUCUAAAAUUAAAAUUAGAGAAAUAAGAUGAGGAAAGUUUGUAAACUUAAUUAAAAUCAUCCUUUGAAAAACAUGUUAGCAUCAAACAUUUCAGAUAAUCAAUAACUUAAGAGAUAGAAUAAGUUAUUUUGAGUAGAUUUGAAAACGAUAAUACCACUGUUGAUCUUUAUGAAGAGAAGGUAUUUAAUAGAGAUAUGAAACUUACCUUAGAAGUCAUUGAAAAUUUCUACGAAUAAUUUAAAGGAGUUAAGUUUGACUAAAAGAGAUACAUUCACUUAAUUUAUCAUGUAAUUAAGACCCCAGAAAAUGAAGUCUUCACAACUAAAGUCAAUUUCGGAAAUAUCAAAGAUAUCUAAAAGGAAUUGAUUUAAUAAAAUAAGGGAGAUUUAACCAAAGGAACUUAAUCAACUAAAGCUGCUUUAGAAAAAGAAUACAUAGUAUGGUUUAUUAAAAAUCAUAUGAUGGUUAAGCCUUUAACAUAUGAAGAAUUACAAUUGGAAUGCCAAGCCAAAGGUAUUGAUGUAAACACAAUUGCAUAUAAUGUUAAAUCAGGUUUAAGCAGUAAUUGUUGUAUGUCUAAAUAAUGUCCAUUUUAUUUAAUUGUUAAUGGUUUAGACUACAAGAGACAUAUCUAAACAUGGGGAAGAAAGGUUCCAUAAGGAUUCCAUUAAUAUGUUAGAGCUGAAAUUUUGAAAGGCCAAACUUUGGAAUAAAUUAUUUAAUCUGCUACUCAAAAGUGGAAGAAAUUCCCAAAGUUAUAUUUAGGAAAUGAAGAUGUGGUUCAUUAAUACAUUAAAAUGAUAUCAGAAUCAUUACCAUAAGAAUACCAAAUCAAGGAUUUACCUAAUCAACAACUUCUUCAUCAUUAGGUCAAGUUAACAUUCCCCCAAAAACAAAAGGUUCAUAAGUACGGAAACAAAAGAGGCCAACAAAGAGGAGGUAGAAGAGGUGGAUAAAGAGGCAGAGGAGGUCCUAGAGGAAGAGGUAGAGGAGGAAGAGGAUAAAAAAGAGGACCUUGA
Molecule: messenger RNA, 3048 nt
Organism: Paramecium tetraurelia
Lineage: Eukaryota; Ciliophora; Oligohymenophorea; Peniculida; Parameciidae
Exons: 1
Source: RefSeq, a predicted model, not a curated record